AUGGAGAAGGAGAUUGAGGCCUUGGAAACACAAGAACUCAAUAUCUCUGCCAAUGAAGAAAUUGUGGUGAAGCGGCUAAAAGAGGUGGAGAGAACAGCUGAAGACAUUAUCAAGGAGGUACACGCAGAGUCCCAACCAGAUGUGACCCAUCAUGUCCCUUCACCACUACCAGAUAUGCUAUCACUCAUUCCACUGGCAGCAGCAGAAACCCAUCCUGUAUGUGAACUCGGUAGCCAUGAACCAAAGAAAGCUACAUUUGCUAUGAAGAUCAGUGUGGAAAAUGAUAAGAAAACAGGCAAAAGUCAUGUGGUGUCAGCUUCAACCAUCAUCCCAGAAACCAUCCAAAAGAAUGGGAUAAAGGUAUAUGAUGAUGGACGUAAGUCUGUGUAUGCACUGCACCCAGGGACAACUAAAAUCCAUAGUGAAACAGUUGGAGAGAUGACCCCUACCGAGGUAGAAGAGCUUCUGCAUCAGGCCGCUGAUAGGAAUGUACCUACUGAGGUGCAGUACCAUCUACCUGUCUAUUCUGUGCCCUAUAUAGGGACGAAUAGGCCAUCAACACCAAGGAAAUCAACUAAAUCACUAACAAAAAACUCAAAACCCAGCCCCUUACGGAAUGUAAACUCAUUCAAAACUGGAUCUCUAAUCCUAAAUGAGAAAAACCACUGCAGCCAAGGCCUGCAGGAACAAAAUCCCCCAAACAAAACUCCUCUAUCGAUCUGUCAAGACUCGACUUUAAAAGUACGAAGAGUUGGAGAAGGGGCCAAACUGCACUCUCGAGAGCAGGCCAAGUGUGAGACCUUUCUAAUACCACAGUCACACUUUAGCACCAAGUGUCCAAGAGCAUUCGCCAACAGCACAACAGAUACAAGCAGUCCAAACACAGCAGCUCUUGUUUCAGUUAAAUUCAGGCCUGAAGGAAUGCCUGGACCCAAAGAGCCAGUCUACAGAAUAUUAGAUAGAUCUAGUUCUUCACUCGUCCACCAUAAAUUUGAUCCUGAUCCCUUGCUAGGCACCUCAGGUGACUCUAACAAAGAUUUACCCUCUUGUGCAGAAAAUAAUGUCUCUCUGAACCUUGUCAGCACUCUGCCAGGGGAGCUAGAACCCAUAUCAAUGAUCUUCAUGGGCUACGAGAAUGCUGAGGAGGAGGAAGACAUUCAAGCUGAGUUGGUGAUUAUUGACAACAGUUCUGAUAAUAACGACAACGAUGAGGAUGAAAAUGAAAUCAACAGGGAAGAGUAUCUUUUAUACCACCCACAGGGGUACAGAAGCAAAGUAUUUCAACCCAAGGUGCAUACAGCUAAGGUCAUAGAGCUCAGAGACAUUACAGAUACCUAAAGAGACCAGGAGGAUUUAGGACUCCACAAGCCAACAUUCAUCCACAAGUAUGGAAAGCACAGUCCUUAUUUACAGGAGCGGUCAAAAUGGAGACGAUGAAGCUCAGUCAAAUAGGAAAAUGAGAAACUGAAUUGUUAGGAAAAGAACUGGGAAUAGAAUUUGUUAGGUGAUUUUUCUUCCCCAACAUUUGUCUUUUUUUCUGGUGAAUGUGCUCAUGCAUGCAUUUUCUGCUGCCAAGCCAAUGUAGUACUUCUCAGCCUGCCAAUCUUUAAUAAUAAUAAAUUGUGAUUUGUGCCAUUAUGAAACCUUAACUUCUCUUGAGUGAUAGAAACACCUGAUAGACUUUUUGUUUAUUAGUAACUGUGCCACUGGAAUUAAAAUUUUAUCAUUCAGUUAGUUUGUUGCUUUGUAACUGAGUUGCAUUAAAUGGUACUGUGCUGUGAAUCAACCUGUGCUCAUACCUUUGAUCUAAGUUCAUUUGUUUGGUCAAGUCUAUGUCUUAAAUUUCUGAUGGCAGUUAUCUACCAAAUUUCCUUGUUUCUAGUGCACUUUAGGAGUUGGAAUGGGAAAGUCUGGUAUUGGCGGGGCAUAAACAUGUC
Molecule: messenger RNA, 1937 nt
Organism: Pundamilia nyererei
Lineage: Eukaryota; Metazoa; Chordata; Actinopteri; Cichliformes; Cichlidae
Product: palmdelphin-like
Exons: 4
Coding region: 1-1338 (445 amino acids)
Biological process (GO): regulation of cell shape
Cellular component (GO): membrane; cytoplasm
Source: RefSeq, a predicted model, not a curated record